AUGCAAGCUAAAAAAAGCCAAGCUCCAGCUCCCCAAGGGCAAGUCAAAGCUCCAGCUCCCCAAAGGCAAGCCCAAGCUCCAGCUCCCCAACCCCAACCCCAACUAGUGGCAGCAACUAGGGGUGGUAGAGGUAGAGGGAGAAUGAGAGGCUUAGGAAGAUCAUCAUCUCAACCUCAAGCCCAAGCCCAAGCCCCAGUCCAAGUCAAAGCCCAAGGCCAAACUGAAGCCUUUUUUGCAAAUAUCCAAGCAAGGGCAGUGGCAGCAACUAGGGGUGGUACAAGUAGAGGGAGAAUGAAAGUCUUAGGAAGAUCAUCAUCUCAACCUCAACCUCAUGCAUUACCUCCAAAUAUCCAAGGAAGUGCACCAAUUUGA
Molecule: messenger RNA, 372 nt
Organism: Prunus armeniaca (apricot)
Lineage: Eukaryota; Viridiplantae; Streptophyta; Magnoliopsida; Rosales; Rosaceae
Source: the annotation of a GenBank genome assembly